UUUGCACAUUUCUCCAAAAGUUAACUCCUUCUUACAGAGCCUCCAAACCAAGUAUGUCUGUAUUCAUUUAAUGUGUUUUCUCUCAAUUUUAAACCUCGUUUAUGUUGGACCCAGGUUGGACCCCAGCUUUCCUACAGUCUGAGACUGCAGAUUUCAUACAGAAACCAGAUGUUCCCGGGUUUGGCAGUGGAGCUAUAUAAUUGCUUUGGUGACUUUAAUCUGUCGUGGAGCAGAGCCUGCUGAUGAGAUGGGAUGGAAUGAGUGUCAUGGACUAAAGGGAAAACCCCUCACAUACUGCAGGAGAAACAUCAAGACUGCAGAGUGUUGGGUUACGGAGAAUAAAUCGUCAGGACCUCAGGAUCAUAACUGUUCCCUGUCAUUAUGUUCACUCAAUGAAUGGAAAACAUCCGGAAAACCUUUGCAUGGAUGAUCAGUAUUAUGAAAUCCUCCCAGGAUGCUGUGUCACGCUUUCUGAUCUCAGAUCCUGAGGGAGAGGAAAAUAAAGAUCAAUGGGAAAAGAGUGGUAAAUAAAAUCAGAGGGAAAUAGGUUCAGUCAGACACAAUGAGGAGAAUUCAUAUAAAAGAUGUUCUGUGCACCCUGCUCAUGCUGGGGCUACUCUGUCUGAUGUUGUAUGCCCAUCAAGGCUUCACUUCCACCUGGGACACCUGGCAGAUAGAGCAGGGCUGUACAAGCUCCCGCGCUCUUUUAGGGCCCCCACCAGAGAGCCAUGUAACUAAACAGGUCCCUUCUACGCCCCCAGACAAGACAAAGUGCCUUCCGCAUCAGUCCCAUUCUAAGUCUCAGACAUACCCCAAGUCCAAACUUCAGUCUAAAUCCAAACCUCAGGCCAAGAACAAAUCUAAGUCAAAGAAAGAUGAGGGGACAAAGGCUGUUCCGGUUUUACCCACACAACCACCUUUUGACUUUGAGGGUUACCUGAGGGAUAAAGACAACCGGGACUUCAUACUGCUGAUGGACCAGCUAGGGAAGUGCUCAGGCGAGCCCUACAUGCUCAUUGCUAUCAAGUCAGUAGUGGCAGACUUUGAAAGGAGACAGGUAGUGCGGCGCACCUGGGGAAGAGAGGGUGUUCUCCAGGAUGGGCAGACAGUAAAGACUGUAUUCCUCCUUGGGGUGCCCAGGAACAAGACCGCCCUGCCUUUCUGGGACCGGCUCCUUGCCUACGAGAGCCACACCUUUGGGGACAUUCUCCUCUGGGACUUUGAUGACACAUUUUUCAACUUGACACUUAAAGAGACCCACUUCCUCCAGUGGGUGAAUGACAGCUGCUCCAAUGUCCAGUUCAUCUUCAAAGGUGACGCUGAUGUCUAUGUGAAUAUUGAGAACAUUCUGGAGAUGGUGAAGGGUCAGAAGCCUGAUAAGGACCUCUUUGUGGGUGAUAUAAUCCACCAUGCCCGCCCCAUCCGCCGGCGCAGCAGCAAGUACUUUGUGCCUAAGUUUGUGUACGGCCAGACAAUGUAUCCGUCAUAUGCUGGAGGGGGAGGCUUUGUGAUGUCUGGUCACACCGCCAGGCGGCUGAGUGAAGCGUGUCAGCAGGUAGAACUAUUCCCUAUUGACGAUGUGUUCUUAGGCAUGUGCUUACAGAGAAUUGGAGUGAAACCGUCACACCAUGAGGGUUUUCGUACGUUUGGCAUUGUGCGCCCCUCUGCUGCUCCCCACCUCCAGGUGUUUGACCCUUGUUUCUACAGGGAGCUGAUGGUGGUACACAGCCUGACAGUGCCACAGAUCUGGCUCAUGUGGAACCUGCUGCAUGACCCCCAACUGAGCUGUCACAGUAACCCAACCCCCACCCUGUGGCCCUUCAAGUGGAGGGGCAAGGUACUCGGGACAACAGGACAAAAGGACUCGGAGACUACAGUGGAACAGGACUAUGAUGUUAAAGCGUUUGUAAAGCAUUGAGGGGUUUGGUUUAAGUUGAUCAGAGGGACUACACUGUGAAAGCCAUUGGGAUAUGGAAGCUGUGAUUGAAUGUUUGCUAGUUAUUUUGAGGUUUUUGCUUAAAAGUUUACAGCCAUUGUAAAUGUACUCCUUUUCUAAGAAAGAAAACAUGUUAUCUUUUUCAUUAACAUCCUGGAUGUAAAACCAGUCUGUAUACUGGUGGUAAUGUUUAAAAUAUCCCUGCUCCAUUUAGGUACAGUAUGACUGAAUUCAUUUUUGUAUUUUAUUGCACAGAGCCUCAAUAAGGUCAAUAUUGACUGAAGCAUGUGCCAGGUUGAUUUUGUGAAAUUGAAUGUACAUUACAGUGUUGUCAAUUAUGAAUCGUUGUGUGUGAUAACACAUCAUAUUACACCUAUACGUAGACUUGAAAGGGAAGUUAGGGGAGGCAAAGCUCAAUGCAUCAACUGUAUAGGACACAUCACUGCACUUUAUACUCCUCUGUAAACUGGUCAUCUCUGUACACCUGUCGCAAGAUCCACUGGUUGAUGCUUAUUUAUAAAACCCUCUUAGGCCUCACUCCCCCCUCCACAUACAACGCCCGUUGCAAAUACAUCCCUGGUUCGCUCCUCUUUUCAGUUCGCUGCAGCUAGCGACAGGAACACGCUGCAACAAACACUCAAACUGGACAGUUUUAUCUCAAUCUCUUCAUUCAACG
Messenger RNA from Oncorhynchus kisutch (coho salmon), 2612 nucleotides. RefSeq names its product UDP-GlcNAc:betaGal beta-1,3-N-acetylglucosaminyltransferase 9-like. The record is from RefSeq and is a predicted model, not a curated record. The transcript has 2 exons. Lineage: Eukaryota; Metazoa; Chordata; Actinopteri; Salmoniformes; Salmonidae. Gene Ontology annotation, biological process: protein O-linked glycosylation; poly-N-acetyllactosamine biosynthetic process. Bases 563 to 1918 code for a protein of 451 amino acids. Gene Ontology annotation, cellular component: Golgi membrane. Gene Ontology annotation, molecular function: UDP-glycosyltransferase activity; hexosyltransferase activity.